AUGACAAUGGAGGAUCCAAGUUGUGAAGAGUUUAAGAAAGAAGGUACUUGUGCUCUGUUUUAUUAUUAUGAACAAUUAUCUUAA
This is a messenger RNA of Linum tenue, 84 nucleotides long. The record is from the annotation of a GenBank genome assembly. Lineage: Eukaryota; Viridiplantae; Streptophyta; Magnoliopsida; Malpighiales; Linaceae.